This is a messenger RNA of Priapulus caudatus, 1023 nucleotides long. Its product is annotated as storkhead-box protein 1-like. Gene Ontology annotation, molecular function: RNA polymerase II transcription regulatory region sequence-specific DNA binding; DNA-binding transcription activator activity, RNA polymerase II-specific. The coding region runs from base 220 to 1023 and encodes 267 amino acids. The record is from RefSeq and is a predicted model, not a curated record. The transcript is spliced from 4 exons. Gene Ontology annotation, cellular component: nucleus; cytoplasm. Gene Ontology annotation, biological process: positive regulation of transcription by RNA polymerase II. NCBI's taxonomy places the organism in Eukaryota, Metazoa, Priapulida, Priapulimorpha, Priapulimorphida, Priapulidae.
CGCACACACGCACACACACACGACACUGGCCCAUCACUGAUCGCGCGCACGUGUGUGUGUGUGUUUAUGUCAACCACCCGACGCUUUCACGCCGACAACGAACGAUGACGACGUCGGCUGCGACGAUGCAGCGACACUCCGGACGGUCGCCGUCGUCGUCAUCGUCAUCGUCAUCAUCGUCGGCAGCACCGUGAAAACGACCGUGACGUCGGCGACGAGAUGACGUCAUCGUUACGCGCGAAAAAGGACAACAAGAGUCACGCGAAGACGUCGGCUCUGACGUCACGAUGCCUCGCCGUCGUCCUGCGUCCGCGCAAGCAGACGACGACGACGACGACGACGACGACAGCCGACCGCUCGUGGGACGGUGCCGCCACCUACCGGGAGUUCGUCGCCGCCAACUGCGAGGCGUACUGGAACGCCGAACUGGUCGCCAGCGCGACGGAGUGCGACUACCGCGGUCACGUGACGCCGUCGACGGUGUUCGUCGGCGGACCGGACGCGUGCCUGGACGCGCUGAGGAACGCGUGGGGGCGGCGCGUGCUCAAACCCCCGCCAGGUUACAACAUCAGCAGCCUAGGAGAGGUCGCUGGCAUCGACAUGCAGCUGGUGCCGCAGACGCAGUUUGUCCCCCUGGCGGAGGCCAUCUGCAUCAUCGUCGCCGAACUGAAUAGAUACGGAGGAAAGGCAACCUCCUCUGUGAUAAAGAAGCAGCUUCCGGCCAAGUUUCCGGGCAUCUCUAUACCGACGGACGAGGCUCUGUUCGCGGCGCUCAACAACCUUCUGACGGAGCAGAAGCUGUGCCGGAGCAGCGACGACGGUCAUCUUCCGAAAGCAAAUUUCUUAUAUCUUGACGAUUUAUCAUGCACAAUCGACAAAAGUGAUUGGCAGAUGGUCCCAGAAAACCAAAAGCUUCAUGCGCUGCUAAAGUGUCAGCACAGAAUGUUACCAUUGUGCCGUGUACAGUCACCAUUUCGUCUCCAACUAGAAUUUGCAUUCCAUCAUCAGAUUCCAACUGGUUAA